CACUUUACCAAUCUCAAACCCUACUUCAAGACCAUCGUCUGCUCCUUCUCGAUCUCAAUCUGCUCGUGCUUCACAUCCUCCCUCUCCUUCUCCUAUCUUAGUUCCACCACGAUCCCUUAGAAUUACUCGAGCCCAAAGAAAUUCUUCUCGUCCUCGUCGUUUUACCGAUGGUAUCGUUGCCUACCCCACUCAACAUUGUCUCACCUUCUUUACGCAGGUCCUGAAUGAUCCUUCGAGUUUCAGUCAUGCCUCUCAUUUCUCAUAAUGAAAUCAAGCUAUGCAGGCUGAGUAUGAUGCUCUUUUUCAAUACUCAACAUGGACACUCAUUCCUCCUGCCCCUCACAGAAACGUCUUAGGCUACCGAUGGGUUUAUCGCACCAAGACUCAUACGGACGGUUCUUUUGAAAGAAGUAAGGCUCGUUUGGUUGCAAAAGGGUAUCACCAACAGCCUGGGAUUAAUUUUGAAGAAACCUUCAGUCCGGUUGUAAAGCCAACUACCAUUUGGCUUGUGUUGUCUAUUGUGGUCUCCAAAGGAUCGGCUAUGCAUCAAAUUGAUAUUCAAAAUGCCUUUUUACAUGACCUAUUAUUUGAUGAUUAUAUGCAGCAGCCCUAAGGCUUUGCUGAUCCAACCCGGCCUCAUCACGUUUUCAAACUUCAGAAGGCGAUUUAUGGUCUCAAACAAGCUCCAAGAGCUUGGUUUGCCCAUCUAAGUAGAUGGCUUCUUGACUAUGAUUUCUUUGCUUCUAAGGUUGAUCCAUCACUUUUCAUUCUUACACAUCUUGAUACUCAGAUUUACUUGUUAGUAUACAUGGAUGACAUUGUCAUCACUUUCUCAAAACCGUCUACUGUUACUUGUUUGAUUAAUGACCUAGGCCGUGCUUUCUUGUGAAGAACCUUGGUCGACUUUCUUUUUUUCUUGGCAUUGAAGUGGAUUAUCUUAAGGAUGAUAUUAUGUUGUCUCAAUGCAAAUAUCUUAAAAGUCUUCUUUCUCGAAGCAACAUGCUUCAAGUCAGGCCAAUGACCUCUCCAAUGGCUGCCUCUUUAAAAUUGUUUAAGCAUGAUGUUCCUGAUUUUGAGGAUGUCACACUAUAUCGGAGUAUUGUAGGGGGGUUACUAUAUUUGUCCAUCACCGGCCCUGACAUUUCCUUCUCAGGUUAUAAGGUUUGUUAGUUUUUACAUGCACCAAAACUUUCUUAUUGGAGUGGAGCCAAGAGAAUUCUGAGAUUUAAAAUCUACCAUCAACCAUGGACUAUUUUUUGCCUCUCAAUUUGGUCUUACUCUUCAAGCCUACUCUGAUGCCGAUUAGGGGGGCUGUCUAGAUGAUCGUCGCUCUACCGGAGGAUAUUGCAUUCUCUUGGGAAAACAUUUGAUCUCCUGGAGCUCCAAAAAGCAGUCCACUGUGGCCAGGUCAUCAACUGAGGCAGAAUACAAAUCCAUUGCAUCAUCAGCUGCCGAACUCAUAUGGCUACAAACUCUUACGUGACAAAAUAUAUGGAUAUUAACUACCAUUUUGUCAAGGAUAGAGUGGCUACCAAGACUUUGAGAGUUUCCUUUACAAGCUCCCAAGACCAAGUUGCUGAUGUGCUUACAAAGCCUCUUGUAGCUGACAAAUUCACUCGUUUCAAGCCCGAAGGCAGGACUCGACAAUGGCUAGCUGACCACUACCGAGUCAAAAAUAUCUGUAAGUACGAUGCGCCCUCCACACCCUGGUUCGGACUGUCAGGUGGACGUCUACAACUCUAUAUUGAAAGCCACAUCGACUAUCCAUCUCUCAUUCCCUCUACUUGCAAGGGUGGUUAGCACAAGUCUGAACAUAAUAAUCUGAUCUGUAUAGUUACGGUAUCGUGCUCCUGAAACUGAAUUGAACUAUCAUUCGGGUUCUGAUAACAUAUAAUACAUGAUAAUAUACUUGUUUAACAUUAAUAGAUUGAUAGCAUUUUCUGUA
This is a messenger RNA of Malania oleifera, 1945 nucleotides long. RefSeq lists its product as uncharacterized. The coding region runs from base 1462 to 1800 and encodes 112 amino acids. The record is from RefSeq and is a predicted model, not a curated record. NCBI's taxonomy places the organism in Eukaryota, Viridiplantae, Streptophyta, Magnoliopsida, Santalales, Ximeniaceae. The transcript is spliced from 3 exons.